GAUUUGACAUUGAAUCAUUUUAAUGCAAAGAGGGUCAAACGUAAGAUAUUUCGUCUUUGGUUGUAGCCAUCAGGAUGGAAGAUGAAUCAGAGAUUUUGUUUCAUGGAAUAACAGAGGUUUGUGAAGCUGAAAGUCAACAAGUCUACUCUGUUUUAGGUUCUACAAGCUAUUUUAUUGUGUGAUUCCCAAUCUAAAUAUUCCCAUAAUGGUAGAUACAUCAAAGUUUAUAUCUCUAGUGUAGAUGAUGAAAUUGAAGACAGGCUUCAACUAUACAGCAUUAAAGGUAAUAUAAUAACCCAAUACUGAAAAGAAUAGUUUUGCUCACUAUGAAACUCACUUACGGAAUAUUUCUGAUUUUUAGCCUGUUCUGUCUACAGGUAAGGAGAUAAGGGGUUGGUCACUGCUCAAUAAGAAACAAAAAAAAAAGUUAUUGUAAUGUUAUUAGCUUCAUGUGAACAAACUGGGACGGAAAAAUAAAAAAAACAACAUAUAAUUCACGUAAUUCAUAUUAUCCCAGUAUAAAGAUGCAAAAAUUAAUGUACAUGUACAUCUAGUGUUAAUGUAGGUAAAAUUUCAUCUUUUUAUUAAAAAAUAAAUUGUAUUGUAUGAAAAUUUGAUUCCCUUUAAUUUUAACAUAACUAGUGCCUAUUUAUUAACUGAUAAGAGGAAAAAAAAUAUGUGCUGACAGACCCAUACUUUUGUAUAAUUUCAUUCCAGCAAAACAUUAAUCAUCUGAUCAGUUUCUAGCUUGUUUCUCUUUAUAGUUACUGGUAACAGAGGCUUGGAUUUUAAGGAACUUACAGAAGGAUACUUCAAAAACCUGACCGCUGUUAUAAAGGAGAAUCAGAAACAGUUUGGUGAUGGUUGUUUGUGUGUUGUGAGCCAAGUUGGCAGCCAUAAUAGGACAAAGGAGAUGUUCCAAGUUCAUGAAAGUGGCAAUUUACAGUGUUUUGAAUCUAAAGUGCUACCAACGAAACCUUCAGCUUACUUGAAGAUUUGCUUUCAAGUUGUGCAAGGAAAAGAACAAAUGGCUAGAGAGUGCCAAAAGCUUCAUUCUUUUCUUCUCAGAGUAAAAAUGUUCAAUCCACAGGACAACAUUUCAUUUCAUCUACAUCUAUUUGGUAUAUACUGUGAUCAUACUGAUAUUUGUUCAGAUGUGGAAUAUUUGACAGAUCCUGUCUGCGAGAAGGAGAUGCCACCUGCUCUUGUCAUCACACCAUCAUAUUUUUUAAGGAAUAAAGAAGUUCCAUGUUCCCCUGUACAUGUGAAGCAUGGUGUCUGUGUACCACUGAAGCAUCUAGCCCAAACAGAUUUUGCCUCACCAAAACUGCAGGCCACAGCUAUUUUGGUGCCCCACAGACAGCGGGCUCAGGACCAAAGCCAUGGAUUCAUCAACCUGAUGUUUACCUAUUCAGGAUAUAUCCCUGUUGGCAGUACAUCAAUACCCUCCUGGAAGCCUGAUGUUGUGGGAGACAUUUUCCACUCUUGUGAAUGUCAAAACUGUGAAAAUCCGGGUCCAUUCCAGUCUCCAAUACAGCUUCAUGUAGUUUGCACAGAACACAACUUCAUCAUGCAGCGCAACUCAUACGUGAUAUACGUUGUCUUGGAUAUAAAGAAUGAUGAACACAUAUCCCAAGAAAGCAUAAACAAACUAUGUGAGCCAAAAAUUGUUCUGAGUUAUGAGGUAGAUUAUACAUGGUUUCAACGUUUCUGGGAAACUCACGUCAUUAUUAAUCUGUGGUAAUAU
This is a messenger RNA of Liolophura sinensis, 1747 nucleotides long. RefSeq lists its product as uncharacterized. The transcript has 9 exons. Bases 914 to 1744 code for a protein of 276 amino acids. NCBI's taxonomy places the organism in Eukaryota, Metazoa, Mollusca, Polyplacophora, Chitonida, Chitonidae. The record is from RefSeq and is a predicted model, not a curated record.